Pelagomonas calceolata is the source of this 1683-nucleotide messenger RNA. The record is from the annotation of a GenBank genome assembly. Lineage: Eukaryota; Pelagophyceae; Pelagomonadales; Pelagomonadaceae.
CACAUGAAGGCCAAGAAGGCCGCCCAGGUGCUGGGCGUAAAUGAGGGCGACGACGAGGCGACGAUCACGGCGGCCUUCCGCACGCGCGCCGCGCAGUGGCACCCCGACCGGAACGAAGGAAACCGAGACGAGGCGACGCGCCGCUUCGAGGAGAUCAACCGCGCGUUUCGCGCGCUGAACCAGAACGGGAACACAGCGGGGGAGGCGAUGGACCUGAGCGAGAUGCUCCUGUUCUUCCAGUUCAUGAUGGGCGGCGCGUCGCAGCCGACCGAGGACGCGGCGGCGCUGAGCGUGUCCGAACUAAAGAAGCGCCUCGAGGAGCGGGGCGUGGACUACGCGGGCUGCGUGGAGAAGUCCGACCUGGUGGAAUUGUUGGAGCGGGAGACGGCCGAGGACCAGCGGCGCGUCGCGAAGGCCCGGCGCGCGGCGCGGAAGAAGGCCCAGCAGCGCCGGAAGAAGGCCCGGGAGAAGGCCGAGCGGAACUCGAGCGAGGAGCAGGACGCGGCGCUCGUGCGGGUCGCGGACGCGGUGUCGAGCGGCGACGCGGCGCUGGCCCGGAGCGCGCUGGACGAGGCCGAACGUGCUCACCUGGCGCCGGGCGACAAGUACGCGCGGCUCUUCGAGCACGCGCGCGAGCUCGUGCGCCGCGCCGACGAGGACGAGGCGAGGGCGCGGGAGGCGGCCGCGAGCGAGAAGGCGUCCCGCGAGAAGCUCGAGGCGAAGAAGGAGCGGCGCGAGGCCCGCCGCAGGGCCGAGGAGCGGGCCGAGGCCGAGGCGCGGCGGAAGAAGGAGCUCCGGGAGGCCGCGCGCAAGGAGAAGAAGCAGAAGCGGCGCGAGGCGCGCGCCGCGGCGGCGCCGCCGGCGCCGGCGCCGGCGCCGCGCCCGGCCGGCGGCGCGCCGCCGCGCGCCGACGCCGCGCCGCCGCCCCGCGCGGAGCAGGCGCCGCCGCGGCCCGUCGACCUGGAGGAGCUCGAGGCGGAGCAGCUGCGGCGCGCCCUGGAGGCGUCCGCCGCCGAGGCCGAGGCCGAGGCCGAGCGCGCGAAGCAGGCGAAGCGCGAGGCCGAGCGCCGCGAGCACGAGGAGCGGCGCGCGCGCGAGCGCGCGCUGCAGCGCGAGUGGAACGCGACGCAGCGCCAGGCGCACGCGCGGCAGGAGGUCGAGCGCGCGGACACGGCGCGGCGCGAGCGCGAGCUCCAGCGCGCGUCGGCGACGGCCGCGGCCGUCGCGCUGAGCGGCCUGGACCUGGGUUUCGGGCCGCCCGGCUCCGACUUCGACGACGCCGAGCCGCGGCGGCCGCCGCCGCGGGGGGGCGACUUCCCGGGACUGGGCGAGCGGCCGGCGCCGCCGCCGCCGGCCUUCGCGCCGCCGCCGCGCCAGAACUUCUACGGCGCGGCCGGCUCGCUGGCGCCGCCGCCGCACGCGGCGCCCGCGUACGGAUUUCAGGAGCCGCCGGCCGCGCCCGCGCGGCAGUGGAACGACUCGUCGCUGCGGGCGGCCCAGGGCCUCGAGACGCGCGCGCCGGAGUUCGUGCCCGGCGCCUACGGCGGCGGCUUCGCCGCCGGCGGCUACGGGGGCUUCGGCCUCGCCAACGGGGCGCCCGCGGACGAAGACGCGUACCCCGAGGGCGGCAUGGGCGGCAUCAUCGAGGCGUCGCUCGACAGUCUGGUCGGCGGCGACGCGUAG